Messenger RNA from Ctenopharyngodon idella (grass carp), 2405 nucleotides. RefSeq names its product fucosyltransferase 11 (alpha (1,3) fucosyltransferase) (gene pofut4). The record is from RefSeq and is a predicted model, not a curated record. The transcript has 5 exons. Lineage: Eukaryota; Metazoa; Chordata; Actinopteri; Cypriniformes; Xenocyprididae. Gene Ontology annotation, molecular function: alpha-(1->3)-fucosyltransferase activity. Gene Ontology annotation, cellular component: Golgi membrane. Bases 166 to 1602 code for a protein of 478 amino acids.
AUCCUGUGUCCAUCCUGUGCUUAAGGAGGAAAAACAGUGGGAAUGCAACAGCACAACAUGCAUCUGUCCUGAACUAAAAAGCUGUUUCACUCUGAUAUAUGUCUCAAUAGGAAAGAAAAGAUUAUUACAACUUUCGUUUCAUGCUGACACAGUCCAAUGUAGACUAUGGCGCUCUGCCUGUGGUUUAUUUUGGUGCUCCCGCUGUGCUGCUGGGGACAGGGGCCAGUGGACACAGGGGACGGUGGUGUUUUCCAGCCCCAGAGUGCCCUCACUGACAUGGAGUUUGCCACUGUGAGCACCUACCGCGGCCCCGGAAACACUGACCCUCGGCCCAAUAAAGACCUUCCCAUCCUUCUGUGGUGGAGCUCCAAUCUCUUCCCACACUUCCCAGGAGAUACAGAGCGUGUGGACUGUGCCCGCUCGUCCUGCCUAGUCACAAGCAACCGUAAAGUUCAACUGUAUCGUCGCACGGCAUCCAUUAUUUUCUACGGCACAGACUUCCGUGCCUAUGAGGCUCCACUGCCUCGUAUGCCCCAUCAAACCUGGGCACUUUUCCACGAAGAGUCUCCGAUGAAUAACUACCUUCUGUCUCACAGUGUUGGGAUCAGGCUGUUUAACUACACAGCCACCUUCAGGAGGGAGUCAGACUAUCCCUUAACGCUGCAGUGGUUGCCCUCGCUGGAUUAUCUUCUGACACCGACGGCAGUCCCUUUGCAGGAGAAGAACCGCUGGCGACGGGCCGGUCUGGCCCCUGUGCUCUACAUGCAGUCCCACUGUGAUGUGCCUUCAGACCGGGACCGAUAUGUUCAAGAGCUGAUGAAGUAUAUAGAGAUUGACUCGUAUGGGAAGUGCCUUAACAACAGACCCCUGCCUGAACAUCUGGAGGACACCAGCACAGCCACUGGUGAGGACAGGCGCUUCAUGAACUUCGUCGGUCGUUAUAAGUUCCACCUGGCCCUGGAGAACGGCCUGUGCCCGGACUACAUGACUGAGAAGCUGUGGCGGCCCAUGCACCAGGGUUGUGUGCCCAUUUACAGGGGCUCGUCAUCAGUGGCCGACUGGCUGCCAAACAAUCAUUCCGCUAUCCUCGUUGACGAUUUUCCCUCUCCACGAGAGCUGGCAGAGUUCAUAAAGGCUCUGGAUCAAGAUGACGCGGAGUACUCACGUUAUCUGGAGUACAAAACGCCCAGUCGGAUCACUAACCUGCGUCUGCUGGAGGGGCUUGAGAACAGAGAGUGGGGAGUCAAUGACAUGAGUAAACCAAACUACUUGAACGGGUUUGAGUGCUUUGUGUGCGACCGAGAGAACGAGCGUCUGGCAGCAGUGAAAGCGCACAGGAAGAACCCAAAACUAAACCUGCCUCCGCAACCAAAGAUGGCCAACAGUUCACACAUGGGCUGCCCACUGCCCAGUCCUGGAUACGGGCCUGUGGAAAGCAUUGACCCAAAUGACAGCUGGCUCCAGAUGUGGCCGCAGGACUACUGGCAGAGUCUGGAUCAGGCAGAGGGUUUGGAGUCGCUCAUCAGACACAACGUGUCAGAGCCGUCGUUACUGUGGCAGCAUAUACAGAGCAUCGCUGUGAGGAGAGCCAGAGGCCAAUGAGAGGAGCUCAGGACUCACCAUCCACCUGAGGUGACAUCUCAGAUCAAAACUUCCUCCGACAGCUCAAGACUCCAAAUAUUUUUGGCAACAAUUGUAUUUUGGCAAUCCACCUACGGCGGAUGAGCCGUUCUUGAAGUUUGUGCACACAGGAAUCAUUUGUAUUAUUUCUAACUAAAUGGAAACAAUCACAAUCUCAUUACAUGUUGAUAUUUCCCUUCAAUAUUAUGUAUUAUGAAUAUGCAUUCAUAGUGAAUGUUCUUCAUCUAUAUGUUACUCUGAGGGCUUCAGCUGAUGUUGAGCAUCUCAUAAUCACUCAGGCUUGCUUGCAGCUUGUCACAGAUCUCAUGGAAGUAUAUCAUUGCAGAUGAACAUUUAUUUGCAUGAUUGUUUUUAAGCGAAUCUCACAAAACAGGUCAGGUUGUACAAUAUAGCAUUUUUUCACAUUACCGUAUUGGAAAUUUGGGGUGGAUUGGGGGGAGGCUUUUUAUUGUCAGAAGUCCUAAAUAGGGUUAUUUUCUAGAAGCAAAAUAUAACUUUUCAUUUUAGGAUGAUAUAUGACCUGCACUUGUUCUUGAAUGAUUCAAGAGAUUCUCCUACACGAGUUGAAUAGAAGAAUCUCAUGAAUUAUUCAAAAACAAGUGCAGGUCAUAUAUCAGCCAAAAAUUAAAAGAAAAGCUAAGGCUAAGACCUGUUGUUUAUAUUGUGUUUGCGUACCUCAGUGUUUUUUAUGCAAUAUUUAUAUAUAUUUAUAUUUUCUAUUGCACAGUCUUGUAACAAAUCAAUAAAAGGAGAAUACAACUUUA